AUGGAAGGGACGGAGAGCAGAACCGGCACUUCCUCCUCGGUCGUCGCAGACUGGAGUUUGGUGGUUUGGACUCUGUGCUCUGUGAUCCUGCCGGUGCUGAUCACCUUGUGGUGCAGCUUCCAGCGGUCCCGGCGGCAGCUGUUAAUACGAGACAUCUUUCGCAAGAGCAAGCAUGACUGGCACUACACAGACCUCUUCGGCCAGCCCUCCUACUGCUGCGUCUGUGCUCAGCACAUCCUUCAGGGUGCUUUCUGCAACUGCUGCGGGCUGCGUGUCAGCGAGGGAUGCCUCAAGAAGGCUGACCAGCUUUUUCUCUGCAAGGAAAUUAUGAUGAGGAGCGAUGGUGGAGCCCACAGCUCUAUGCCUCACCACUGGAUCAGAGGCAACGUACCACUCUGCAGCUGCUGCAUGAUAUGCAAACAGCAGUGCGGCACACAGCCCAAGCUCUGCGACUACAGAUGUGUGUGGUGUCAGUACACUGUACAUGAUGAAUGCAUGAUGGGUUGUUUAAAGACUGAGGAAUGUACGUUUGGAGAAUUCAGAGACUUAAUUAUUCCACCGUACUAUUUGUCUACAAUCAACCAGAUGCGUAAAGAGAAAAGAACCAAUUAUGAAAAGGUAGUACCCUACUGCAGAAAACACUGGAUGCCAGUAAUCAUACUGGCUAAUACUCGUAGUGGAAACAACAUGGGUGAAACUUUACUAGGAGAAUUUAAAAUUCUGCUGAACCCUGUUCAGGUUUUUGAUCUAAGCAAAAUUGCACCUGCUAAAGCACUCCAACUUUGUACCUUGCUGCCUUGCAACGCUGUCAGGGUUCUUGUCUGUGGUGGGGAUGGCACAGUAGGCUGGGUCCUGGAUGCAAUUGAUGAAAUGAAGAUAAAGGGGCAAGAACGUUAUAUUCCACAAGUUGCAAUUUUACCUCUGGGAACAGGUAAUGACCUGUCUAAUACACUGGGCUGGGGUGCAGGUUAUGCUGGAGAAGUCCCUGUAGAGCAAAUCUUACGAAAUAUCAUGGAGGCAGAUGGAAUCAAACUAGACAGAUGGAAGGUUCAAGUAACGAACAAAGGAUACUACAACUUAAGGAAACCAAAGGUGUUCACAAUGAACAACUACUUUUCUAUAGGACCUGAUGCUCUCAUGGCUUUAAAUUUUCAUGCUCAUCGUGAGAAGACUCCCUCUCUGUUUUCCAGCAGAAUUAUUAAUAAGGCUGUUUAUUUUUUUUAUGGAACCAAAGAUUGCUUAGUACAAGAAUGUAAAGAUCUUAACAAAAAGGUUGAGCUAGAGUUGGAUGGUGAGAGAAUCGAGUUGCCCAAUUUGGAAGGCAUCAUUGUCCUGAAUAUUGGAUAUUGGGGAGGUGGCUGUAGGCUCUGGGAAGGAAUGGGUGAUGAACCUUACCCCUUGGCAAGACAUGAUGAUGGACUUCUGGAAGUUGUUGGCGUUCAUGGUUCUUUCCACUGUGCCCAGAUUCAAGUGAAGCUAGCAAAUCCUGUUCGCUUAGGGCAGGCACACACAGUGAGGCUGAUCUUGAAGAGUUCAAAGAUGCCGAUGCAGGUGGAUGGAGAGCCAUGGGCUCAGGGGCCCUGCACUGUUACCAUAACUCAUAAGACACAUGCACUGAUGUUGUAUCACUCGGGUGAACAAACAGAUGACGAAGCUUCCAGCAUGUCUGAGCAAGACCACGUGAGAGAACAGACGGAUGAAGACGUAUAGAUUUUGUGGAAUUUCACAUAAUACAGUGAUGAACUUCAGCUCAUUAAAAACACUGAGAAUGCCUAAUCUAGAUUAAGGUUUAUGCCCUAAGGUUCAUACUUGUGAAUAAACUAGAGCUGAGGAAAAAGCCAU
Molecule: messenger RNA, 1842 nt
Organism: Gavia stellata (red-throated loon)
Lineage: Eukaryota; Metazoa; Chordata; Aves; Gaviiformes; Gaviidae
Gene: DGKE
Product: diacylglycerol kinase epsilon
Exons: 11
Coding region: 1-1710 (569 amino acids)
Molecular function (GO): ATP-dependent diacylglycerol kinase activity
Source: RefSeq, a predicted model, not a curated record